GCGGAGAAAAGUACCUCAAAAAGAAGAAUGAGAUUAAUCCUGCGUCGACCUCUUGUUGGUCCGCGGCGGCGUCCGUCACCUCCGUGUCUGUCCUGAGCUCGGCGGUCCGCCUGACGUCACCACCUGUCCGGCAGCGCAGCCCCUGUCAGUCGGAGCGGUCGCCAUUUCGCUGCAGCAGUGUUGCGGGGGCCGUGUUCAAUUCGACUCGCCAGUGCGUUGUGUUGUGUGCCGUGUGGUCCGUGUGGUCGCCGAGCUCCGCUGUGCUCAGCUAGUGCCGCCAGUGCAGUGAGCGGGGGCCUUGUUGUGCGAGUGAAGCGCGAGUGUAAAAGCAAACGGCCUCAUGAUGAUGGCGGGGCAGACCAUCAAUGACAGGUUACUAGCGGCCCGACACAGCAUAGCCGGCCAGGGGCUGGCCAAGUCGGUGUGCAAGGCCACCACGGAGGAGAUGAUCGGGCCCAAGAAGAAACAUCUUGAUUAUCUCAUCCAUUGCACCAAUGAGCCAAAUGUGUCGAUUCCCUCGCUGGCCAACUUGCUCAUCGAGCGUUCACAGAAUGCCAACUGGGUGGUGGUUUAUAAAGCCCUUAUUACUGUACAUCACAUGAUGUGUUAUGGAAAUGAGCGAUUUACCCAGUACUUAGCAUCAAGCAACAGCACAUUCCAACUCAGUAACUUUUUAGACAAAAGUGGGGUCCAAGGAGCGCGUGUCGGUUAUGAUAUGUCUCCAUUCAUCAGGAGAUAUGCCAAAUACCUUAAUGAAAAGGCGUUGUCAUAUCGAACUGUAGCCUUUGAUUUUUGCAAAGUCAAGCGAGGGAAAGAAGAUGGCACACUUCGCACAAUGAACGCAGAGAAAUUACUAAAGACAUUGCCUGUACUUCAAUCUCAGUUGGAUGCAUUGUUAGAAUUUGACUGUUCGCCAAAUGACCUCACCAAUGGUGUUAUUAAUAUGUGCUUCAUGCUUCUCUUCCGUGACCUCAUACGACUUUUUGCUUGCUACAAUGACGGAAUUAUAAAUCUUCUUGAAAAAUACUUUGAUAUGAAUAAGAAACAAUGCAGAGAUGCUUUAGACCUGUACAAAAAAUUCCUUAUAAGGAUGGACCGGGUUGGUGAGUUCCUUAAAGUAGCUGAGAACGUGGGCAUUGAUAAAGGAGACAUACCAGAUUUAACCAAAGCUCCCAGCAGCUUACUAGAUGCAUUGGAACAACAUCUUAAUGCAUUGGAAGGCAAGAAGGGUAGUGCGGCAAACACUCCUACACAAUCUGCAAGCAACAGAACGAAUGUUAAGUCCGGGGUGUCCGCCCUGUCUUCCACUAGCAGUGCAUUUGGAACAGCAGCGAGCAGUGCGAGAUUGGAUGAGCACGGAGGACAAAUCGAUGAGGCUCUGCGACGGCAAGUUUUAGCAGAGGAGGAGGCAGCAAUGAACCAAUACAAAGCUAAAGUUUCUUCCCCUACUGCUGCGGCCAGUACAAACCCUUUCCUAUCUUCACCUACAAUCUCAAGCUCAGUGGACCUCUUUGCUCCAGUUGAUAUUGGCGGCAUGCAACAACAGCAGUCCUCCAAAGCAUCAGAUGAUCUCCUUCAGCUGAGUGGGAACCCAUUCGCGGAUAUGUUUGGAACUGCCCCCGCGCCAGCUGCCGCCCCAACUGCAGUACCUGGUGUCAACUCCUGGAUGACCAAUGGAUUUGCUGGUGGUGUUGCCCCUGCCCCUACAUCAAACAAUGCUUUUGCUAUCUUUGGUGACUCAGAGCCUGCAAGUAAUGCUGCUACUACAACUAUGAUGGGAGGAGGUAGUGUAACUAGUGCGGCUGCUGGGAUUCCCAACCCCUACGAGGGCAUGGGGGGCGCCCCCUCCCCGGCCCGGGCCCCGGCCUCCGCCCCUGUAGCAGCCGACAUGUUCGGCGGUGACCUGUUCGGUGCGGCCCAGCCUCACGGCUCGCCGGCGCGGCCGCCGCUGCCGGGGGUCGCCGAUAGUCCAAGUGUGUCCCAGACCAACUCCCCCGCGCGACGCGCCAGCAAGUCGGCCUUUGACGACCUGAAUGACAGCAUCCGCGCUGCGCUCGGCUCCCCUGCCAAGCAGACAGGGCCCAUGGCAGCCCAGGCGCCAGCGGCCCCCGUGGCGGCCGUGGGCCCCGGGGUGUUGGCUGGGCCGCAGUUCCCCCCGCCGGGGGCGGGACUGGCGGGGCUCGGAUCACCGGCUAAGCAGCCCGCCAUGGCGGCGGCAGGCUCCGUGUUUGACGCUCUAGGAGAAGUGCUACAGCCGGCUGGGGGUUCAUCUCUGGCCCUUUCAGCAGCAGGCGGGACCGCGGCGCAGACGGGGCCUGGCAAGGUUUUAACCGGAGACCUGGAUUCCAGUCUGGCAUCGCUUGCGGAAAACCUGUCCAUGAACAAGGGUGCACAACAGAACGUCAAGGGUGUCCAGUGGAAUUCACCGAAAAAUACUGCUAAGGCUGGCGGUGUAGCUGGUGGAUGGACUCCUCAACCUAUGGCUGCAACAACUGGUGCCAACUAUAGGCCAAUGGGGCAAGGAAUGGCUUCAUCAAUGAAUUUUCAUAUGGGAAUGAAUAUGGAUAUGACUAUGCCUACUCAGUUCCCUGCCAUGCAAUCAAUGCAGGGCAUGGCCCCCGGCAUGGUGCCGGUGCAGGGCAUGGCCCCGGGCAUGGCCCCCAUGCGGCCCGUGCAGCCCGUGAUGGGUGGGGGUGCUGGUGGCGGUAGCAUGGCAGUCCCUGCACAGCCGGCGGCGGCAGCUCAGCCGGCACAACCUCAGACGCUGGAUCCGUUCGGAGCCCUGUGAGGAGCUUCCCUCACGGCACGCAGCCUUAUGCACUCUCUAGGAUUUCAAGUGGAACUAAUGGCACCAUGUUGUAUAUAUUGUUAAUUUUAUCAGAAAUUGUUUCUUGUAAGACAAAUUGGAAAAUUGGUUGAUUUGGCUGUGGAUGGAUUAAGCAUUGCUUCUCAUGGCCUGAGUGCUUAUCUCCCUCCAAGUAAACUAGGCAUCGUCUGUCCUAUGGAGGCUAAGUGUCCUUUUUAUGUAGUAUUUAGGUAUUGCUGUUAUUCAUUUUUAUUGUUGUUGUUGAUUUGGUUCCUUUUGUUUUCAAUAAACCAAAAUUCUUCCAAGGUACUACACGGACAACGGGUUUUUUGUAAACUACAUGGAUACAUAUCUGUAAAUCAUGUUUCUAUUUGGUCUGUCUGAUCAAUGGACCGUUUUUAAGUUGUUGCUUUUUUUUUUAAUGUUAUGUUUUAAAUUUAUUGCUCGGUAAUAAAUAUGAAGUUGAUGAAUUGUACUGAUAGGCCUCAGAUCAUGUUAGUGACUGCACAAAUAGUCUUAUUGCCUGCAUUGUAUAGUGAUGAACUUAUUGGCAUGCCAUAUUGGCUUCUCAUCUAUUGCCGUGUUUCCUUGUCAAAAUACUCAUGGGUGAAAGAUGCAAGAUUGUGAUAGUGUGAAUGUGUUGGUGAAUGUUGCCGGUUGAGUGAUUUUUAUGUACAUUAAAUGCGUGCUUGUGAAAUGCUGAAGUGACAGUGGCAAGAACCUCUAGCAGAUUGUUCUUACACUAUGUUUGCUUUGCAUUUAUUGUAUUAUACAAAUUAUUUUAUAAGUAGUGAAUGUGCCCGGAUGUGUGUACAUACAUAGCCUUAGGAAUUUGUAAAAAGAUAGGUGUGUUUGGAGACAAUACUUGGUACAUGUCCUAAAUAUGGAUCUGUACUUUUAAAUCAAACAUUAGAUUCAGGAACUAUUUCCGUACUGUGUAGAGUAUCAAAGAUUUAUGAAAUGUAAGGUUAAAAAGAGAUUAAAUAUAUUUGAUGUUGCCUAUCAGGUGUUCAAAUUGCAAUUUAUUACUGUCCCAAGGUACUGAGACAAAAUACAGGUAACUAAGUAAUCGAAUGCUUUGGAACUAUUGCCUUGUAUGUGUAGAUAAGACAAAAUGCAGAAUUCUGUCUAGGAACUAUUAAUUCGUAAAUAUGCUAUUCUCUUCUGCUCUGGAGGAAUAUAAAUAUGUAUAGUUACAAGUAAAUGUGCACGAAAUUGAGACAUAUGUAUAAAUAUGAUGGAAAGAUUAUAUGUACACAGAAAAAUAUAUGAUUAUAUGUGAAGUUAAAGAAAUUGCCAUGUUGCGCUAUUUUGUAACUUGAGCUUUUCAAAACCCUCCUUUUUAGGCUCAAGUAUUUUUUGUUAGAUUUUAAAAUUUAUUAACAUUCCAGAUGGAUAUGGAUAUUCCAGUGCAAUAACUUCGAAGUGAUAGCGAGAUUUGGGUGUGUGCCCGAAAUGCCCUUAUCCUUUUUAGAUGCUCUGCAGUGUAAUGUUAAAUUGAAUGUGAUGUUACGUGAACUUGGCCCGGGCACUUGAACAUAUGUUUUGAUGCAGGUUGAAAAUCAUCUUGUGCUCAACUCUCAUUUCAUUGUUGAAAUGUUUAAGAACAGUAUUGGGGCUAUUUGUGCUUGCCGUGGACGGUGUACUGAAAUCAAUUGUUUUGCGAGCUCACCUCAUGUUAAUUUAUUGCCAUGUAUUCCUGUGUUAACGUUUUCAUAGCUCUUUAUAUAAAUCUUUCUUUCUACUUUUUUUUUUUUUUUGAUUGUAGCAAGAAAAUAAAUCAAAGUGAAUUAAAAAA
This is a messenger RNA of Frankliniella occidentalis (western flower thrips), 4604 nucleotides long. RefSeq names its product phosphatidylinositol-binding clathrin assembly protein LAP (gene lap). Gene Ontology annotation, molecular function: clathrin heavy chain binding; SNARE binding; phosphatidylinositol-4,5-bisphosphate binding. Gene Ontology annotation, cellular component: synaptic vesicle; extrinsic component of presynaptic endocytic zone membrane; clathrin-coated vesicle. Gene Ontology annotation, biological process: clathrin-dependent endocytosis; synaptic vesicle budding from presynaptic endocytic zone membrane; clathrin coat assembly. NCBI's taxonomy places the organism in Eukaryota, Metazoa, Arthropoda, Insecta, Thysanoptera, Thripidae. Bases 341 to 2788 code for a protein of 815 amino acids. The transcript has 18 exons. The record is from RefSeq and is a predicted model, not a curated record.